GCGAUCAUCUUCGCCCCCUUCCCGAUUUGGAUCGCCACUCUCCCCGCCUCUGCCUGCCCGCGCCCUCGCCUGCCGCCCUGCCCCUGCCACGCACUCUCGCCACGACCACGACUCACGACCACCCCGCACAUAGAUACCACCCACCCUCCCCAGCUACAACGACUCGAUGGCCGAUCCCCAGCAGCCCGCCAGCGCGAGCCAGAUGCCCGACGGCGUCACAGACCCCAACUACAAGCCCCUGCCUGGCCGCCUCGGCAACCUCACCGUCCCCCAGCAGCACGCCCUCGACAAGCUCAAGAAGGAGCUCCAGACGGAGGGCCACUUUGUCCCCGAACGCCAUGACGAUGCGCUUCUCCUGCGGUUCCUCCGCGCGAGGAGAUUUGAUGUGGAGAAGGCGAAGGCGAUGCUGCUCGCGUGUGAGCAGUGGAGGAAGGACUUUGGCGUAGACGAGCUGCAGAAAAACUUUGACUUCCAGGAAAAGGCGGAGGUGGACAAGUACUACCCGCAAUACUACCACAAGAUCGACAAGGACGGGCGGCCGGUGUACAUCGAGCAGCUGGGCAAGCUCGACAUCGGGAAGCUGUACGCGAUCACGACGUCCGAGCGCCAGCUGAAGCGGCUCGUGUACGAGUACGAGAAGAACAACAGCGAGCGCAUGCCCGCGUGCUCGCGCCUCAGCGGCCACCCCGUCGAGACGUCCUGCACGAUCCUCGACCUCCAGGGCGUGUCCAUCUCCAACUUCUACCGCGUCAAGGACUACGUCAUGCAGGCGUCCGCCAUCGGCCAGGACCGCUACCCCGAGUCGAUGGGCAAGUUCUACAUCAUCAACGCCCCCUGGGCCUUCUCCGCCGUCUGGUCCAUCAUCAAGCCCUGGCUCGACGAGGUCACCGUCUCCAAGAUCGACAUCCUCGGCAGGGACUACAAGACGAAGCUCCUCGACCAGAUCCCCGCGGAGAACCUCCCCAAGGACUUUGGCGGGACGUGCCAGUGCGCCGGCGGGUGUUCGCUGAGCGACGCCGGCCCCUGGAACCCGUCUUGGGAGCAGCCGGAGAAGGCGGGCGCGUAGAGGCUGAUGCGUAUCGCGGGGUCGGCGAGGGACAUAGUACUCUACCCGUAUACCUUAAUAGACACGACAUGCUAUCCAGUCUUCGCUUUGCAGGCAAUCCGUCCUCUUUUCAUUUCUGCUCCUGCUCCGCAUACGUAGGCGCCGGGGUCGCGCGUGGCUACUGACCGGCUUGUACGCAACGCUGAGCGUUACUUAUCACGCCUAUGUACGUGGGCAUCUCGCGAUUGGUCUCCAUUCACAAACCGUAACACUCGUAAUAUCCACGUUGCGGGUCUACAGCGAGAGCACAUUAAUUCACAGGUAUUGCAUGCUGACACCGUGACGCGGCGCGGGCAAUUCGAACUUUGCUCC
This is a messenger RNA of Fomitopsis serialis, 1417 nucleotides long. Its product is annotated as CRAL-TRIO domain-containing protein. The coding region runs from base 167 to 1066 and encodes 299 amino acids. Lineage: Eukaryota; Fungi; Basidiomycota; Agaricomycetes; Polyporales; Fomitopsidaceae. The record is from RefSeq and is a predicted model, not a curated record. The transcript is spliced from 4 exons.